Molecule: messenger RNA, 593 nt
Organism: [Torrubiella] hemipterigena
Lineage: Eukaryota; Fungi; Ascomycota; Sordariomycetes; Hypocreales; Clavicipitaceae
Source: the annotation of a GenBank genome assembly
GCGUACAAUUAUUUUCAAUCUUAAUAUUACCUGUGUAAACAAGCACAUUCAGCCGCUUCUGUGCCAUGAUUGGCGGUUUGUGCUCUGCACUGAUGUUGUGAGGUUGAGAAGGUUUCUGAGCGAGGUUGUCAGCGGCUUUGCCGCACUUGGCGGUUGGUUGAUUUCGCCCGCUGCAGCGCCAAACACUUCCCUUCAACCACCUACAGCCGCUUAUAGUCAUCACAACAAAGAGACAUAAUGGGGCUAUGGUCAAAGUCUACGACGAAAGCAGACGAGAAACCUCAAGAAACUGUUGAAAAAAGAAAUGAAGCAGUAGACGAUGACGAGCCUGAUGAGUGGGACAAGCGUAUUUUCAGCACAGGAUGCUCAGAUGAGAACGCCAAGAUGACGGACUGUUACUUUGAGAAGAAGGACUGGAGAGCUUGCACAAAGGAGAUGCAGGAUUUCAAAGAGUGUUGGAAGCGUCAGGGCAACGAAGAGCGAACCUCGUCCAAAGACGCGUAACUAACCUCUCCCAAAUUGUAUAUUAUUAUGUAUUAUAGACCCAUCUAUGACCAAUUUCCAAUCAUCAAAUUUCCUUUCAAUUUUUUUUU